This is a messenger RNA of Racocetra persica, 127 nucleotides long. The record is from the annotation of a GenBank genome assembly. Lineage: Eukaryota; Fungi; Glomeromycota; Glomeromycetes; Diversisporales; Gigasporaceae.
AAUGACAACGAUUAUGUAGAGAAUCCACCAUCUUCAUUUUUUUCGGAGGACGAUAAAGAAAAUUUCCAAUCUUCGUCUCCAUAUUCAACGAAAAAUAAAAAAAAGAAUGCAUUGACUCAAAGUCAGG